Molecule: messenger RNA, 1556 nt
Organism: Pyrus x bretschneideri (Chinese white pear)
Lineage: Eukaryota; Viridiplantae; Streptophyta; Magnoliopsida; Rosales; Rosaceae
Product: xylose isomerase-like
Exons: 15
Coding region: 830-1282 (150 amino acids)
Biological process (GO): carbohydrate metabolic process
Molecular function (GO): xylose isomerase activity
Source: RefSeq, a predicted model, not a curated record
UGUGGAUGCUGUGGAAAAGAACGGUGAUCGUCAGCUAAUCCAAUUCAAUAAAUUGAAACUAAAAUUGUGGAUUAAAUUUGGAAAAUCAGGUAUUUAUACACAGUCACUGGGAACCGCCAUUUUACAUCAUCAUAUUCGGAGAGCUCAUCUCGUUCUGGCUAUAUUUGCAUGAGACGCUGAAAAUGAAGGCUGGGAGGAUUUUGUUGCUUCUUCUUUGUUUGAAUGUGGUUACAUUUGGAGUGAUUGCUGAUUCGCCAACAUGCCCUGCAUCAGAUCUUGGAAGUGGGUGCAGUGAUUCUGAUGAAUGGGAAGGGGAAUUUUUCCCUGGCAUUCCCAAAAUUAAGUAUGAGGAGUGGAUGAGGUUUAGUGUUGCAUUUUGGCACACAUUCUGUGGAACAGGAGGUGACCCAUUUGGUGCACCUACAAAGAAUUAGCCAUGGGAGGAUGGAACUAAUUCUGUGGCUAUGGCAAAGUGAAGAAUGAGAGCCAACUUUCAGUUCAUAAACAAGCUUGGAGUUGAUAGGUGGUGUUUCCAUGACAGGGAUAUAGCUCUCGAUGGCAAAACCUUGGAGGAAUCUAAUAAAAACUUGGAUGAAGUGGUGGCCCUUGCUAAGGAGCUUCAGGUUACACAUUAUGUAGGGGGUGAAAGUUAUGUUUUCUGGGGUGGCCGUGAGGGUUACCAGAGUCUCUUGAAUACUGACUUGGGAAGAGAGCUUGAUCAUCUGGGACAUUGUUGAUUGAACCCAAGCCUCAAGAACCUACCAAACACCAGUAUGCUACUUGCUUGAUUAUUAGUAAUUUAAUAUGGUUUUCACUCAUCUGUUUUCUCAUGAUUUUGUUAGGUAUGACUGGGAUGCUUCAACAUCAGCAAAUUUCCUGCGAAAGCGAAUUUAAGCUUAACAUUGAGUGCAAUCAUGCCACACUAUCUGGUCACAGCUGCUAUCAUGAGCUUGAAACUGCAAGACUGAAUGGUCUACUAGGAAACGUUGAUGCAAACACUGGAGAUCCUCAGACUGGGUGGGAUACAGAUCAGUUUCUCACAGAUAUUGCAGAUGCAACUCUGGUUAUCCACAGUGUAGUAAAGAAUGGAGGAAUAGCACCAGGAGGAUUCAACUUUGAUGCAAAAUUAUGGAGGGAAAGCACAGAUGUUGAGGAUUUGUUCAUUGCUCAUAUCAGCGGAAUGGAUACCCUGGCCCGUGGCCUCCGUAAUGUUGUGAAGCUGAUUGAGGAUGGUUCUCUGCAUGAGCUUGUUCGCAAAAGAUAUGAGAGUUUCGAUACAUAAAUUGGGGCACUUAUAGAGGAACUUGCGGAGAUGCUUUUCCAGUCGGUAUUGUAAGCACGCAGAAUAGGAUAACGAGUUUUUUGUUUGGUAGAAAUAAUUGAUGUAGUAAUAUUUACCAAUAAAGGACAGUGUUUCCUUUGUUCUUGGAGAGUAUACAAGUAACCAGUUGAUCUAGAUUCUUGUAACCAUGUAGAGUUACAUAUUGCCUAUAUGGGAUGGUCUGGAAUGCUUAUCCUACCUAGUCUACGACAGCGUUUACGCAGCUUUUGAGCCA